This is a messenger RNA of Xiphophorus hellerii (green swordtail), 3709 nucleotides long. Its product is annotated as glutamate receptor 1-like. Gene Ontology annotation, molecular function: ligand-gated monoatomic ion channel activity. Gene Ontology annotation, cellular component: membrane. Lineage: Eukaryota; Metazoa; Chordata; Actinopteri; Cyprinodontiformes; Poeciliidae. The record is from RefSeq and is a predicted model, not a curated record. The coding region runs from base 245 to 3094 and encodes 949 amino acids. The transcript is spliced from 18 exons.
GGAGAGAUGGUAGAGAAAGAGAGGAGGUGAGGAUACACAUCAAGCAGUAAGAGACUCGGAGCCGACGCGGCAGCAGAGAACUGCGCUCAAACUGUAUGGAUGUUAAUAAGCCAGAGAAAUAAAAGCGGUUGGAGCGGAGAGCGCAUGUGGCCAGGCUGCGGUGGAUCCCUGCCAGCCACGGCGUGAAUGGGAUUACGCAGGUUGCUCCGGGUCCACUGUCGGUGCUGCUGCUGCUGCAGGAAACAUGCGUCUGCAGAGCUUUCCGGUCCCCCCGCUGCUGCUGCUGCUGCUGACUGGGAUUUGCAGCGGCACAAGUUUCCCAAGUAACAUAAACAUAGGAGGCCUUUUCCCCACUGGGUCCCAUGAAUACGAGGUGUUUCGUUUCGCCCUGGCACAACAUCAGGACGUCCCCAAACUGGUGCCACAGGUGGACAUGGUGGACAUUGGGAGCAGUUUUGCCAUGACCUAUGCUUUCUGCUCCCAGUUUUCUAAGGGCGUGUACACCAUCAUGGGCCUGUAUGACCGAAAGACAGUCAACAUGCUGAUGUCUUUCUGUGGCUCUCUACACGUGUGCUUCAUCACGCCGUCUUUCCCAGUUAAGACCAACAACCAGUUCGUACUGCAGUUGCGGCCCCAGCUGCAGGAGCCCCUCAUGGCCCUUUUGGAGCACUUCAAAUGGAAAAGGUUUGUCUACAUGUACAGCUCUGAUUCAGGUCUGACAGUGCUGCAGAGGAUCCUUGACACAGCAGCAGAGCGCAGUUGGCAGGUUACCUCCGCUAACUUGGACACAAUGACGGAAAAGACCUUCAUCAAACUCCUGGCCGAUCUUGACUACAAGGAGGACUUUCAUAUCAUCAUUGACUGUGAACUGGAACGAUUGAACAACAUCCUCAACUUGAUUGCAGCUCAAAAGAGAAACUUGAAGAACUACCAUUACAUCCUGGCCAACUUGGGCUUUCUGGACCUGAACGUCACAGAGUUUCAGAAGUUGGCACCAAAUGUGACAGGCUUCCAGCUGGUGAACCGAACCUGUCCAGCUGUGGAGAAAAUCAAUGAAGACUGGAUGGGCUUUGACAGCAAAGACCUCAAACUGACACGAAAGAGGCUCAAGUACACAGGAGCUCUGACCUACGACGGCGUCAACGUCAUGGUGAAAGCUUUCCAAAACCUGCGGCGGCAGCGCAUUGACAUCUCUCGCCGUGGUAACGCAGGAGAGUGUCUGGCCAACCCACCAGCGCCAUGGGGACAAGGCAUUGACAUCCAGAGAGCUCUGCAGCUGGUUCGUCUUGAAGGACUGACUGGUCACGUUGAGUUUAAUGAGCAAGGACACCGCACCAACUACACAUUGACUGUGAUGGAGCUCAGCCACAUGGGGCCCCGGAAGAUAGGCUUCUGGAAUGAGAAGAGAGGCUAUGUGCAUACACCCGUCUCCAGGCUGCCAACAGAAGAGCUGGUUAAUCUUCUGAACAAAACCUACAUUGUCACCACCAUAUUGGAAGCUCCCUACAUGAUGCUGAAGAAGAACCAUGAGCAGUUUGCAGGAAAUGACAAGUAUGAAGGUUACUGUGCUGAACUAGCAUCUGAGAUUGCCAAACAUGUUGGCUUCACCUACCGGCUAGAACUGGUGGGAGACGGAAAGUAUGGCUCCAGAGACCCGGAGACAAAGCAGUGGAAUGGCAUGGUGGGAGAACUGGUCUACGGGAAGGCAGACAUGGCCGUCGCCCCACUGACAAUCACUCUCGUCCGAGAGCAAGACAUUGACUUCACCAAACCCUUCAUGUCUCUGGGAAUCUCCAUCAUGAUCAAGAAACCAACCAAGUCCAAGCCAGGCGUUUUCUCCUUCCUUGACCCGCUGGCCUAUGAGAUCUGGAUGUGCAUUGUUUUCGCCUACAUUGGAGUCAGUGUGGUGCUCUUUCUGGUGAGUCGUUUCAGUCCCUACGAGUGGCAAGGUGAAGAGUCAGAUGAAGAAGAUGAAACUGUUCCAGCUUCAGCAUGUCGACGAGCUCCUCCCACUUCAUACUCAGAAGACCCUCACUCUCCAGGUUACUCUCAAGCUCAGAAUCAGAACCAGAACCAGCAGAAAGAUAAAGAAACUCCUGAACACACUAACGACUUUGGGAUCUUUAAUUCUCUCUGGUUCUCACUUGGGGCCUUCAUGCAGCAGGGCUGUGACAUCUCCCCUAGAUCCCUCUCAGGUCGAAUUGUUGGAGGGGUGUGGUGGUUUUUCACCCUCAUCAUCAUCUCUUCCUACACAGCCAACCUGGCAGCUUUUCUCACUGUGGAGAGAAUGGUAUCCCCUAUAGAGAGCGCAGAAGACCUAGCCAAGCAGACCGAGAUCGCCUAUGGUACACUUGAAGGGGGCUCUACCAAAGACUUCUUCAAGAGGUCAAAGAUUGCUGUGUUCGAAAAGAUGUGGUCAUACAUGCGCAGUGCAGACCCGUCUGUAUUUGUAAAGAGCACCAAUGAGGGGGUAAUACGAGUCAGAAAGUCAAAGGGGAAGUAUGCCUACCUACUUGAGUCCUCCAUGAACGAAUACAUCGAGCAGAGGAAACCCUGCGACACCAUGAAAGUAGGAGGAAACCUUGACUCUAAGGGUUACGGAGUGGCCACUCCCAAAGCAUCGCCCCUCAGAAACCCUGUUAACUUGGCAGUGUUAAAACUGAACGAGCAGGGCCUGUUGGACAAAUUGAAAAACAGAUGGUGGUAUGACAAGGGAGAGUGCGGCAUCGGGGGAGGGGACUCCAAGGACAAGACAAGCGCGCUCAGUUUGAGUAAUGUAGCUGGAGUAUUCUACAUUCUGAUUGGUGGACUUGGGCUGGCCAUGCUGGUGGCAUUGGCUGAGUUCUGCUACAAGUCUCGGAUCGAGUCCAGGAGGAUGAAGGAAUUAAUUGAUGCGGCCAUGAUGAGUACCAGCCUCAGAGGGAUGGCAGGUGGAGUUGGGGGUGGUGCUGCGGCAAGUAUGAGUGGUGGAGCAACAGGACGCGGGGGAGAGAACGGCCGCGUGGUGGCGCACGACUUCCCGAAAGCUGGAACUCAGGGUUUACCCUGCAUGAGCAAAGCAGCAGGGCGGGGACUGUCCUCCACGGGCAUGUGACACAAACCCAGCCAACUGAUUGGAUGCCAUUCUCAUGUCUUUUGAAAAGGGAUGACUGAGAGAAAUAGGUCUAGGUUAGCAGACAAGAUGAGAGAAGUUAAUCAAAUAGGUAAACUGAGAAAGAAUUAUUUAAUACAAUGAGAAAUAUCAAAUGGAAGUUCAGAUGUAAACAUGGAGAGUGUUACAAAGCAGGCAGACUAAAGGAUGUUCAUGUUACACUUAAAUGGCCCAAAUGCAGCCGAACUCUAAUGUACAGAGAGCACCUAAAUAGUCCACCUGAGCAGCACUAAGCUCCUGAAGCCAGCUGGGCUCAAUAUCAACUGGAACUAUUUUUUCUACAAACGCUGUCUUAUACUGAACUCCUUGUCUUCUGCAAUAACAGGAUCUGAUUUUUUUAAGCUUCAUAAUGGCUGAAUUUAUGCACUGUUUUUUCUUGUCCUUUGAUUCUCUUUUCUUUCCUUCUUGUUCAGAUUCAAAAACAUAGCUGUCUCACAUUCACAUUAACACCACUCUUCUGGGGGUGAGAUGUUUGAGCAUGUGAACAUUUGAAAUGCUUGUUUACUCUGAAAUACAGACUGUGAUGUAAAACCUGAAGAAAAUGUUGAUCUAAACAGA